AGACAUAAUUUUUAUUUUUCAGAUAAAACUCUUCAGUGCUUUGAAACAAACAGCUCUCAACCAAAGGAAUCAUUUGAUACUGACAUACACAAAGUAAACUUUAGGUUUUGUAAAGACAAUGGUGAAAGAAAAGAAAAGAGCAGACAAAAAAGGGGAUAAGUCUGCCCGCUCUUCUUCUGAUUAUCUAGAGUUUUCCAAACAAGAUGGCAACGCUGCUAGACAAGAAACGUCCCCCAGUGCUGUCCCACUGUUGGAAAUGCAGCUCAAUGAACAGGGACCGAAAAAAGAGCCUGAACUUCAGCAGAAUGAAGAUGCCACUCAAUAUGAGGAGCCCAUUCUGACCAAACUCAUAGUUGAAAGCUAUGAAGGGGAAAAAGUCCGUGGACUCUAUGAGGGAGAAGGCUUUGCCGUCUUUCAAGGAGGCUGUACCUACCAGGGAAUGUUCUCAGAAGGAUUCAUGCAUGGACAAGGGACUUACGUUUGGGCUGAUGGAGUGAAAUAUGAGGGGGACUUUGUGAAGAACAUCCCCAUGAACCACGGCAUGUACACGUGGCCGGAUGGCAGCACCUAUGAAGGGGAAGUGAUAAACGGCGUGAGGAAUGGAUUUGGUAUGUUCAAGUGCAGCGCGCAGCCCCUGUCCUACAUCGGCCACUGGUGCCACAGCAAGAGACACGGGAAGGGCUCCAUUUAUUACAAUCAAGAGGGCACCUCUUGGUAUGAGGGAGACUGGGUACACAGCAUCAAAAAGGGCUGGGGCAUAAGAUGUUACAAAUCUGGAAAUAUAUAUGAAGGUCAGUGGGAAAACAAUAUGCGCCAUGGGCAAGGCAGGAUGAGAUGGCUGACAACUAGUGAAGAGUACACCGGUCAGUGGGAGAGGGGGGUCCAGAAUGGCUUUGGGACACACACAUGGUUUCUAAAGAGAAUCCUCAAGUCCCAGUAUCCUUUGAGAAAUGAAUACGUAGGAGAGUUUGUAAAUGGAGAUCGCCAUGGCCGUGGAAAGUUUUACUAUGCCAGUGGAGCCGUGUAUGAGGGAGAGUGGGUUUCCAAUAAAAAACAUGGCAUGGGCCGAUUAACGUUCAAGAACGGGCGUGUGUACGAUGGCCUGUUUUCCAAUGACCACAUAGCCGAGUCUCCAAGUCUUGAAGCUGAAUUGGCAAGUUACCUGGACCCAUCUUCAGAAUCUGCCCUCAGGAGCCAGCACCGCGGGCCUUUCAUCAGUGCUGAAAUUAUCAGAAAGCUUGAUGGCAGUGAAAGUAAUUCAGUGUUAGGAUCGAGCAUUGAGCUGGAUCUCAGUUUGUUGCUGAAUAUGUAUCCUGAGAAGGACCAACCAGAAGAAAAGAAGCAGGUAGAAUAUGCUGUCUUAAGAAAUAUUACAGAAUUAAGAAGAAUCUAUAGCAUUUAUAGCAGCCUAGGCUGUGAUCGCUCUCUGGAUAACACCUUUCUGAUGACAAAGCUUCACUUCUGGAGGUUUCUAAAAGAUUGCAAAUUUCAUCACCAUAAAAUAACUCUUGCUGAUAUGGACCGGGUGUUAAGUACCAAUAAUGACAUACCAGUUGAAGAAAUUCAUUCUCCAUUUACAACAAUACUUUUGAGAACAUUUUUGAAUUAUCUCCUGCAGUUGGCUUACCACAUUCAUCAUAAAGAAUACCAAAAUAGAAGCCCAUCGCUCUUUUUGUGUUUUACAAAACUCAUGAAUGAGAACAUUCGUCCAAAUGCCGGCCGUGUAAAAGGCAAUUUAUUCAGUGGGCAACAGCGGACGUUCUACUCAAUGAAUUACAUCGAUAAGUGCUGGGAGGUUUAUACAGCGUACUGCAGACCAAAUGCAGCUCCUCCCCAUGAGCUUACAAUGAAGACGAGACACUUCCUCUGGAUGUUGAAAGACUUUAAAAUGAUAAAUAAAGAAUUAACAGCAACCAAAUUUGUGGAGGUCAUAGCAGAGGACAAUCCUUUCAUGCAUGAUGGAAUUGACAGCAACUUUGAACUUGAGCUGGUUUUCCUGGAAUUCUUUGAAGCUCUCUUAAGCUUUGCCUUAAUCUCUGUUACUGAUCAAAUGACUACAUCCUAUUCAAAUUUUCCAAAUGAUGACUUGUCUGGAAGCAAACAUGGAAGCACUUACGGGAUAAUAAAUCAGAACAUCCAGAACAGGAGUCCAAGUGUGGCAACAAGCCAGGAAUCUGACAUGCAGUGCGGUAGCACCAAGUCAUCUUCAAGCAAGUUGGGACUCUCGCUUGAUAUGAGCAAAAUAAGGAAAUCAGAGCCCAAGAUCAAGAAGUCUCUAAGUGAUGAAAGAAUUUCAAAAAUGAAUUUUAAAUCUGCAGGAAGAGGGCUAACCUUUUUCUUAUCUCAAAAUGAGAAAAAAGAAAAAUCCAAGGAUGUACAAAAGGAAAAGCUCAACACGUGGAUCAGUAAUAUGUACAUCUUUUUUGUGAACACACUCUUCCAAGCACAUAAACAUGAAGAAACUCUCAAGGAGAAAGUAAAGGAAAAUAGGUUAUGUAAUGCAGCGAAGGCCAAACAGCAGAAAAUUGAAAAUGAGGAACUGGAGGCGAGGCUGAAUAGCUUGAGAAAGGAAGAGGCCAAAAGACAAGACUUUGAGGUCGACAUCACUGUGAUCAAGGAACCAGUGGAUGCCCCAUCCUCGAAUUUCACGCCGAGCCUCCCGAAAGAAGACACAGUGGCGUCUCAAUCAAGCAGGUCCAUCACAAGUAAGAAAAAGAAAAAGUAG
Molecule: messenger RNA, 2725 nt
Organism: Ceratotherium simum simum (southern white rhinoceros)
Lineage: Eukaryota; Metazoa; Chordata; Mammalia; Perissodactyla; Rhinocerotidae
Gene: RSPH10B
Product: radial spoke head 10 homolog B
Source: RefSeq, a predicted model, not a curated record